Molecule: messenger RNA, 1973 nt
Organism: Etheostoma cragini (Arkansas darter)
Lineage: Eukaryota; Metazoa; Chordata; Actinopteri; Perciformes; Percidae
Gene: slc35g1
Product: solute carrier family 35 member G1
Exons: 5
Coding region: 208-1470 (420 amino acids)
Biological process (GO): regulation of cytosolic calcium ion concentration; calcium ion export across plasma membrane
Cellular component (GO): plasma membrane; endoplasmic reticulum membrane
Source: RefSeq, a predicted model, not a curated record
AGGUAAUCUCAUGGUUCUCCAGCUGAGUUGUUGGUUCGGGUUAGGUUCAGUUCUGCCCCCCUGUGGGUAAAGUAACCACCGCAUGGGAGUUAGAAUCCUGCCACCAAGGUUAGUCAUUAACCUUAUCUUCUCACUCACCCCGGGCACCGAAGAAAGCGGACAGCAUUCUGUCCAAGGCAUGCUGCCGCCCGGCCGUCACAUCUUACCAUGGGCGACCGUAACCACAGCACACACGAGCGGGCUUUGUCCAUAGAGGACGGCGUUAGUGUAGUGUUUCACAAAGUAGACAGCCAUGACACAGUAGUGUUUCACAAAGUAGACAGCCAUGACACAAACAGCGGCGACGAGAGUGGCGAUGAUGAACGGACGGCAGCGAGGAUUCACUUGCAAAAUAACUGCCGUGUGUCGUGUGAAUACGGUGAUGAUGCUGAGGGAGCGAGAGGAAGCGACGGCUCUCUGGAAGUCAGCGAGAAGAAUCCACUAUGCCCGCCGGCGUUUUGCGUCAGAAGCAGGCUCGCAUCCCGAGACGGAAGCGCACGUGAAGACUCAGAGAAACCAAACAGAUGUCCAGGUCUUGGUUUGUUCUAUGCUUUCCUGUCCACUGUUUUCUUCUCCAUCAUUGCACUCUUGGUGAAAACCAUCGAGGGGGUCCACGCCAUUGAGAUCAGCGCCAUACGCUGCUUCUUUCAGAUGCUUUUUACUAUGCCCUUACUCAUCUACCACAAGACAGGUUUCCUCGGUCCCAGAGACAAACGCAUAUAUCUGGUGCUUCGGGGUUUCAUUGGCUCCAAUGCAAUGAUCCUGCUCUUCUAUGCUGUUCAGCAGAUGCCGCUAGCCGACGCCACAGUCAUCAUGUUCAGUAAUCCUGUGUUUACCUCCCUGCUGGCCUGGAUCUUCCUGAAGGAGAGAUGUACAAUCUGGGAUUGUAUCUUCACUAUUUUUACCAUCACUGGAGUCCUCCUCAUCGCCCGACCGCCAUUUCUCUUUGGCGAGCAUCGGCGCGGCAUUGAGGGCAACUAUGCUAACCACAUUAAGGGGACUAUUGCUGCCUUUGCAGGAGCUAUCGGGGCUGCUUUUACAUUUGUUGUCCUUCGCAAGAUGGGGAAGAGCGUCCAUUACUACCUCUCUGUCUGGUACUACGCUGUCAUUGGGUUCAUCGAGUGCAUCAUCACAGUAUCCGUCCUGGGGGAGUGGAAAAUCCCGUACUGUGGCCGUGAUCGGUGGCUGCUGAUGCUGAUUGCUGUCCUGGGUAUUGCCGGCCAGAGCUUCCUCACAAAGGCCCUCCAGAUUGAGAAGGCUGGACCUGUGGCUCUAAUGAGGACUAUCGAUGUGGUGCUGGCGUUCACCUUUCAAUUCAUUUUCCUCAACCGUGCACCGACCAUGUGGAGCCUCGGAGGGGCGCUGUGCGUCGUGGCGAGCACUAGUGGAGUAGCACUCCAGAAGUGGUACAGCAGCUCUCGCAAGAGCUGAGGAGAAGCAACAUAGAAUACUUUGGUAUUACUAUCUUUUUUUUCUCUAUCAUAUGUUCUUGAUUCUGUAGUUUACUUGUUACUUUUGCGUAAACCAGCGAGAAGGUUUAACCUUAUUGAAGAGUUGUGUACAAAAUCAAUGGGACUGAAAGUUUAAUUUCAUCAUAAUAAAGCAGUUGUAUGAAGGAUAGCCUCAGUCCCAUUUUACAUUUGCUUUAACCUGAGUACAAUAGCCAAAGAGAGAGGUUUAUUGCACUGGGACCAUCCAUACUGUGUUGGCAAUAAUAUUAUAUGGAAAAAUAGUAUACUCCAUAUUUCAUAUUUAUUGUGGUAUGCACUAGGCACUAUUGAGUGAGUAUCUGCAAAAAUAUAUUUUUGGUGCUGACAAUGAAGCUAGGAUCACUCUGGUCAUAAAAAAUGAAACGUAAUGCAAACCAAAUAAGCACUUAGGUACAUGUUUGUUUGAAAAGAAAAACAUCACAGAUAUUUGAGUCAACAAAAAAA